CUUGAUCACAAGUGUGUUAGAAUGUCAGAGGGAGUCUAUGAAAACUCAGAUGGAUUUGAAGACGAUGAGCCUGAUGCAAUGAAGAACACAGACAUUGAUGGCCAAUUAUAUGCCAACGUAAGAGCCUUCAUGUCCAGUCCAAGAAAUGGAGUUGUUGCUUCAGUACAUGUUCAGUGGUGGAAGAGAUCCUCUGGAGUUGCUGCAGUGUGUCUGGGGCUGCUGUGUGUUCUCCUACUGGCUGGGAUCAUAGUCCUGUCUGUCUACUAUGGAGUCAUUGGUCAUCACAACUCAACAGAGAGAAACCAGCUGCUGGCCAGUUACAGCAAUCUGACUGAAGAGAGAGACCAGCUACAGACUGAGAGAGAUUUUCUUAGUGGGAGGCUUACCAAUCUCAGCUGGCAGAAUUUUGAAUCCAGUUGGUACUUCCUGUCUGAUGAUACUAAAACCUGGAAGGAGAGCAGAGAGGACUGUCUGGAGAGAGGAGCAGACCUGGUGAUCAUAAACAGUGAUAAGGAACAGGAGUUUCUUUUCAACCUCAACAAGGGAGUCUGGAUUGGUCUGACUGACUCUGUUACUGAGGGGAACUUGAUAUGGGUGGACGGCACCCCACUGACCAACCCAAGGUACUGGUCUCCAAAUCAGCCUGAUAAUGGUGGUGGCAAACCAGAAUAUGGUGAGGAGGACUGUGUUCAGAUACAUAAAGAACAGAGUUCUCGAAAGUCAUGGAAUGACAUAUCAUGUCGCAGCAAACUCAACUGGGUUUGUGAGAAAGUGUUUUACCAUCACCAUGACAACAUACUGUAACACAUACAGUAGCCUACAGUGCACACAAUUUCCUACUUCAUUCUCUCUCUCACACACACACCUUCACACACCCUCCUUCACACACACGCACA
Molecule: messenger RNA, 896 nt
Organism: Oncorhynchus nerka (sockeye salmon)
Lineage: Eukaryota; Metazoa; Chordata; Actinopteri; Salmoniformes; Salmonidae
Product: C-type lectin domain family 4 member E-like
Exons: 6
Coding region: 22-804 (260 amino acids)
Biological process (GO): biological process involved in interspecies interaction between organisms
Cellular component (GO): external side of plasma membrane
Molecular function (GO): D-mannose binding; fucose binding
Source: RefSeq, a predicted model, not a curated record